GGUGCUGGAGUCUUCUUCUCUGCUUUGUUAAUACCGUUCAUCUACCACAAGACACCCAUCCAAGACCUCACUCAAUCUUGCUUUGAAAGUUGGGUGGAUCUCUCAAAAUGAAGCCAACAACAACCCUCCUCCUCACUGGCCUCCUCGCCUUAGCCACCGGCACCCUCGCCGAUAAAACCUGUACCCCGAGUUUCGAUUACUGCGCCAAUAAGCUGUUGAGUUCGAAGGGAUUCACGGAGAAUGACCUCAAGACGGCACUGCAGGGGACGGGGCUGGAGAAUGAUGAUCUAGCGGAUAUAUUGUUCCAUUGCAAGAAUCCAGGGGAUGUGGGACAUGCGCAGCUGUGUGCCGGGGGUUGUACGGAUCCGGCGACGGAGGGGAGUCAUGGGUGUUCUGGUUGAUUUGUCGUUCUUGCGGGAGGGGAUAGGGGUAAGGGUAUGGGUGUUAAGUGUAUA
Aspergillus uvarum CBS 121591 is the source of this 455-nucleotide messenger RNA. RefSeq lists its product as uncharacterized. Lineage: Eukaryota; Fungi; Ascomycota; Eurotiomycetes; Eurotiales; Aspergillaceae. Bases 108 to 401 code for a protein of 97 amino acids. The record is from RefSeq and is a predicted model, not a curated record. The transcript has 2 exons.